AUGGGCAAGAAGGGCACAAAGGACAUAAAGGAUAAAGAGGAUAAAAAGGACAAAAGGGACAAAAAGAAAGGAGUUCUGAAGUUAAGCGGCGGUAGUUCGAAAGACAGCCCUAUCGCUGCUCCGACGUCCCACGAGCUAGCCUCCCAAUUCGAUGCUAAUACAUUAUACUUGACAUAUGGUGGCUCUCUCGAGGAAAUUCCAUCGACAGAGUCACCUAGGACUCAAUUCAGAGUCGGUUACAUCGAGGUUGGAGGAACUGUGGAUCAGCCCUACUCAGAUGAACCUGUACCUGGUUUCCUCUACCCCUGCCAGAUGAAAAAAAACGACUUCACCAUCAAGCUCCGACAGGAUGUUGCAAAAGCCUUCACUGAUGCGGCAACCGGACUUCCAAGAAGAUUCGAUGCGAGUUUUCACUGGGCACUUGUGUAUGUCGAAGAUAGGCUUGGAACAGUGGAUUACGUUCCCACAGUUCUUGUCCGAGCGCUCACCACGUACGUCAUAACUCAGGACGACGACAUCAUAUACGAAUUCAUGCAAGGUUUCCUGCCGUACAUCAAAAAUAUCUUCGAGCAGGGAUUGUUCAUGCCAGCAGAUUUCCUGCUCUAUGUGGUGCAGGGCAAAUUGCCCCCCGAGGAAGAAAUCAAAUCAUACGACGCCGGCUCGAUGACGACGGUGGAAUCAGUUCAAGCACUUCACUGGGCUAUUCACGUUAACGAGAAUGCUGGGGAUUUGCUAAAAAAGGGAUGCGAGAUAAUGGAUAUCGACAGCAUUUUGGAAGAUACCCCACCAUCGAAGUCGAAGAAAAAAAGGUCCAAGUGAUCAUCG
Truncatella angustata is the source of this 825-nucleotide messenger RNA. RefSeq lists its product as uncharacterized. The coding region runs from base 1 to 819 and encodes 272 amino acids. The record is from RefSeq and is a predicted model, not a curated record. NCBI's taxonomy places the organism in Eukaryota, Fungi, Ascomycota, Sordariomycetes, Amphisphaeriales, Sporocadaceae. The transcript has a single exon.